Mastomys coucha (southern multimammate mouse) is the source of this 14183-nucleotide messenger RNA. RefSeq names its product abnormal spindle microtubule assembly (gene Aspm). The record is from RefSeq and is a predicted model, not a curated record. NCBI's taxonomy places the organism in Eukaryota, Metazoa, Chordata, Mammalia, Rodentia, Muridae. Bases 205 to 9639 code for a protein of 3144 amino acids. The transcript is spliced from 28 exons. Gene Ontology annotation, molecular function: protein binding.
GCGGGUCUCUCCUCACCGAUUGGUGCUCGGGAGCUCCGCAUUGGUGGAGUUGAGUUAUUUGAACCGAGUAGAAGCGGCUAGGCUACGUUCCCGAGAGUUCGGGAGAUAUUUCUGGCAUUUUGAUCUUUGUCCUGGUCCUUGGCUUCCGGGAAGCCGGCGGGUCCCAGACGGCGGGUACCUGACUGCCCGGCGCGGGCAGCUGCCAUGGCGACGGUGCAGGCAGCUUACUGCCCGGAGGAGAGCGGGCGGCGCGCACGCCGAGAUCCCGCGGCCGAGGACGCGUCUCCGCCGGUGCUGUUGCUCAGCCACUUCUGCGCCGUUCCCUUCCUCUGCUUCGGGGAUGUCCGCGUGGGCACGUCGCGGACGCGGUCUCUGGUCCUGCACAACCCGCACGAGGAGCCUCUGCAGGUGAAGCUGUCGCUGCUGCGCGCCGCAGGCCAGGGCUUCAGCGUGUCGGCGAAUCGCUGCGAGCUGCAGCCUAAAGAAAAAAUUACCAUUUCUGUUACCUGGACACCACUGAAAGAAGGGGGAGUAAGGGAGAUUGUGACAUUUCUUGUAAAUGAUUUUCUGAAGCACCAGGCUAUAUUACUAGGAAAUGCAGAAGAGCAUAAGAAGAAAAAGAGAAGUCUUUGGAAUAUCAGUAAGAAGAUCCCAGCCUCUUCAACACAUAUAAAAAGGACUUCCAAAAACCAAAAUGUUAAUGAAUCAUUUACUAUUUCACAGAAAGACAGAAUUAGGAGCCCACUGCAGCCUUGUGAAAAUCUGGCUAUGAGUGAAUGCUGUUCCCCAACAGAAAACAAUUCUUUACUCCAUGAAGAAAACAAAUUACUCACCUCAUCCAUUAGCCCUGUUAGAGAAUGCCAGAGUGAAACUUGCUUGCCACUGUUUUUACGAGGGUCUGCUGCCUAUUCACCUCUUCAUGAAUCUGAAAAUGCACAACAUUUGAAAGUACAAGAUGCCAGCAUUUCAAAAAAUUUUGAUUUUAAUGAGGAAGUCACAAAUGAAACUUUUUUUAAUCCCAUUAGUGUCAGUUACCAACGUGAAGGGGAUAAUAAACUCACACUUACCCCAAAUUGUUCUUCACCUUUGAGUAGUACACAAACCCAAAUACAGUUUUUAAGUCCAGAUUCUUUUGUAAACAACAGCUAUACAUCUGAUAAUGGCCUGAGAUCAAUGAAAAAUGUUUUAUCAGAUACAUUUAGGAAAGAUCCCUCACAGUCUGUAUGUCUGGAAUCCCAAACUGUACAUGAAGUUUGCCAAACAGUGUUAAGCCCAGAUUCUUUUUUAAAUGACAAUUAUGGACUUAAAAAAGGUCUAAACUUAGAAUCAGUCAAUCCCGUUUUGUUUCCAACACAAUUUGUAAAGGAUAACAUGGUCCAUGUAGGUCAGCAAACGGAUAAGUUAUCAGCAUUGUCAAAUCAAACCUCUCAGGAUUGGAGAAUAAAUGAAGGUUCGGCAUAUAACCCUGAGUGUCAGCAUGCACAAACUGCCAACAGUAGAUUUGAAAAACAAAACCCUGUAGAAAUGAAGUCACAUAACUAUGGUUGUACAAAGCAAAAGCCCAAGAUUUCUGAGCUUCAAGAUGCUUUUUGUAACCAGAGCAAACAACCAAAAAAGAGACGCCCGAUUCUUUCUGCUACUGUUACGAAAAGGAAGCCCACCAAUGCCAGAGAAAAGCUCCCUGAGAUUAACAAGCCAAACGCAAAAAGAUGUCUCGAAGGUCUAGUAGGUGAAUGUGGAAAAGAAGUAGAUAACCUAAGAGGGAAAGGUUUUCAUUCUUCUCUUCCAGUUGUAGAGCCAGUAAUAAGUAAACCUCCGAGUUACAGAAAUGAAAUAACACCUUCAACUGUUGUAGUUGCUCGUAAAAGAAAGAGCAACGAAGCAGUGGGAGACGCAAAUGGAAAGCCAGCAGUUGCAGAAUGGAUGGACGUGUGUGAAAUCAAACGAAUCCAUUUUUCUCCUCUGGAAUCUACACCAUCAACUGUUGCGAGACCCACAAAGAAAGAAGCGCUCUCCUUAAAGCGUGUAAGCAGCUUGGAGUGGUCAGGCCUGAGGAAGAAAACGGAUUCAUUAAUAUUAAAAACACCUCUUUCUAAAACAAAGAAAAAGAGAAGAUCCAUUGUUGCUGUAGCACAGUCUCAUCUGACCUUUAUAAAGCCAUUAAAAGCAGCUAUUCCUAGACACCCAAUGCCAUUUGCUGCAAAGAACAUGUUCUAUGAUGAACGCUGGAAGGAAAAGCAGGAACGGGGCUUCACUUGGUGGCUAAAUUAUAUAUUAACACCUGACGACUUCACUGUAAAGACCAACGUUUCCAAAGUGAACGCUGCCACCCUUGUUCUGGGAGCAGAGAACCAACAUAAAAUAAGUGUUCCGAAAGCACCAACCAGAGAGGAAGCGUCUCUAAGAGCGCAUACAGCCAGCUGCAGGCUGAACAGAUUGCGUCGCACAGCUUGCUCCCUGUUUACUUCUGAAAAAAUGGUUAAAGCUAUUAAAAAGGUUGAAAUUGAAAUUGAAGUUGGGCGUUUACUUGUUCGAAAAGAUCGACACCUCUGGAAAGAUAUUGGACAACGCCAAAAAGUCCUGAAUUGGCUCUUGUCAUAUAAUCCUCUGUGGCUUCGAAUUGGUCUGGAGACAGUGUUUGGAGAACUGAUCCCUCUGACAGACAACAGUGAUGUCACAGGGUUGGCGAUGUUCAUUCUGAAUCGCUUACUUUGGAAUCCUGACAUAGCAGCUGAAUAUAGACACCCCACUGUUCCUCUCCUGUUUCGGGAUGGUCAUGAAGCAGCUUUGUCUAAGUUCACAUUGAAAAAAUUGCUGUUGUUGAUCUGUUUCCUUGACCAUGCUAAAAUUUCCAGACUUAUUGAUCACGAUCCUUGUCUCUUUUGUAAAGAUGCUGAAUUCAAGGCUAGUAAAGAGCUUCUUCUAGCCUUUUCACGGGAUUUCCUAAGUGGUGAAGGUGACCUUUCUCGGCACCUUAGCUUACUGGGCUUACCUGUGAGCCAUGUUCAGACACCACUUGAUGAAUUUGAUUUUGCUGUUACGAAUCUUGCAGUGGACUUGCAGUGUGGGGUUCGCCUUGUGCGAACCGUGGAGCUCCUCACACAGAACUGGAAUCUGUCAGAGAAACUCAGAAUUCCUGCAAUAAGUCGAGUUCAAAAGAUGCACAAUGUUGAUCUCGUCCUUCAGGUUCUCAAAUCACGAGGAGUUCCACUGACUGAUGAGAAUGGAAAUGCUAUCUUGUCAAAGGACAUUGUCGACAGGCACAGAGAGAAAACCCUUGGCUUGCUUUGGAAAAUAGCAUUUGCUUUCCAGGUGGAUAUUUCCCUUAAUUUAGAUCAAUUAAAGGAAGAAAUUGAUUUUCUAAAGCACACACACAAUAUAAAGAGAGCUACGUCUGCACUAACAUGCCCUUCGCAAGCUAUGACUAAUAAACAAAAAGACAAAAGGGUUAGUGGGAACUUUGAGCACUACGGUGACAGUGUGAAGUUGUUGAUGGAUUGGGUAAAUGCAGUUUGUGCCUUCUAUAAUAAAAAGGUGGAGAAUUUUACAGUGUCUUUCUCAGAUGGCCGUGUGCUUUGCUAUUUGAUCCACCAUUACCACCCGUGCUAUGUGCCUCUCGAUGCUAUACGCCAGUGCACCACUCAGUCCGUGGCUUGCGCACAGACUGGUUCAGUGGUAUUGAAUUCUUCUUCCGAAUCUGAAGGAGGUUGUCUGGAUCUGUCUGUUGAAGCGCGUGAUCACGAAAGUACUCCAGAAAUGUACAAAGAGCUUCUAGAAAACGAGAAGAAAAAUUUUCAUUUGGUGAGAUCUGCAGCUAGAGACCUUGGAGGAGUACCUGCUAUGAUUCAUCAUUCAGACAUGUCAAAUACAAUUCCAGACGAAAAGGUGGUUAUCACCUAUUUGUCGUUUCUUUGUGCAAGACUUUUGGAUCUCCGUAAAGAAAUAAGAGCUGCCCGACUUAUACAGACAACAUGGAGAAAACAUAAACUAAGAAGAGACCUGAAACACCUCCAGGAAAGAGACAAAGCUGCUAGAAUUAUUCAGUCAGUUGUUCUCAAUUUUCUAAGUAGACGAAGAUUGCAAAAAAAAGUCAGUGCAGCUCUGGUUAUUCAAAAAUGUUGGCGAAGAGUCUCAGCUCAAAGGAAGUUGCUGAUGCUGAAAAAUGAGAAACUGGCAAAACUUCAAAGUAAAUCAGCAUCACUUAUUCAGGCUUAUUGGAGAAGAUACUCCACCAGAAAACACUUUCUGAGGUUGAAACACUAUUCAGUCAUCCUUCAGUCUAGGAUAAGAAUGAAAAUUGCUCUUACAUCUUACAAACAAUAUCUUUGGGCCACAGUUACAAUUCAGAGGCGCUGGCGCACCUGUUUAAGUAGAAAACAAGAUCAGCAAAAAUUUAAAAAGCUAAAAUCCUCAUCCCUUGUUAUCCAGCUUGCGUUCAGAAGGUGGAAGCGACGCAAGCUACAGUUACAAAGCAAAGCUGCAGUAAUAUUGCAGCGAGCUUUUAGAGAAUGGCAUCUCAGGAAACAGACACGAGAAAGAUCUGCUGUUGUGAUACAGUCAUGGUACAGAAUGCACAGGGAAUUGCAAAAAUACAUUUAUAUUCGAUCUUGUGUUAUUGUCAUCCAGAGAAGAGUUCGGUGCUUUCAAGCCCAAAAGUUGUAUAAAAGAAGAAAAGAUGCCAUCCUGACUCUUCAGAAACACUACAGGGCAUACCAGAAGGGGAAGCUAGCACGCGCUGACUAUUUGCAGAAACGAGCUGCAGCCAUUCAACUGCAGGCUGCAUUCAGGGGGAUGAAGGCUCGCUGUUCAUACAGUUUGCAAAUUCGAGCUGCCUGUGUUCUUCAGUCCUACUGGCGAAUGAGACGGGAAAGAGGUAGAUUUUUAAACCUUAAAAAGAUGGUUAUCAAGUUGCAAGCACACAUAAGAAAACACCAACAACUACAGAAAUAUAAGAAGAUAAAGAAAGCAGCUAUUACAAUUCAGACUCAUUUCCGAGCUUCCAUUUCAGCCAGGAAAGUUCUAGCAUCUUAUCAGAAAACAAGGUCUUCGGUCAUAGUUCUACAGUCUGCAUACAGAGGGAUGCAAGCCAGGAAGGCAUUUCGUCAUGCUUUAACAUCUGUUAUAAAGAUUCAGUCAUAUUAUCGGGCUUAUGUAUCUAGAAAGAAAUUUCAGAGCUUCAGAAAUGCCACAAUAAAGCUGCAGUCGAUUGUCAAAAUGAAGCAGUCCCGUAAGCAGUAUUUACAGGUAAGAGCGGCUGCACUAUUUAUCCAGCUCUGGUACCGUUCGCAAAAACUGGCUGCACAAAAGAGAAAAGAAUACAUACAGGUGCGUGAAUCCUGUAUCAAACUGCAGUCCUACUUUAGAGGAUACCUGGUCAGAAAGCAGAUGAGGUUGCGAAGCAGAGCUGCCAUUUCUCUACAGUCUUACUUCAGAAUGAGGACAGCGAGGCAGCGCUACCUGAAGAUGUGCAAGGCGGCCCUUGUCAUUCAGAGUUUCUACUGUGCCUACCGAGCACAAGUCAGUCAAAGGAAGAACUUCUUGCAGGUCAAAGGAGCAGCUAUCUGUUUGCAGGCAGCUUACAGAGGCCACAGAGUACGCCAGCAAAUCAAACAGCAGUCUACAGCCGCUAUUACAAUUCAGAGAGUUUUUAGAGGCCACCGUCAGAGGAUGAAAUACCAGACUAUGCUUCAGUCUGCUGUGAAGAUUCAGAGAUGGUACAGGGCACACAAGGUUGCUUAUGACAUGAGAAUUCAAUUUAUAAAGACUAGAGAGGCUGUGGUUUCUCUCCAGUCUGCCUGCCGUGGCUGGCAAGCUCGGCAGCAGCUCAGGAGGCAACACCAGGCUGCGGUGAAAAUCCAGUCUACUUUUAGAAUGGCCGUGGCCCAGAAACAGUAUAAACUACUAAGAGCAGCUGCAGUAGUCAUCCAGCAGCAUGUCAGGGCCCGGGCUGCAGGAAAGAGGCAGCGCUUGGAGUAUGUCAGCCUCCGUCAUGCAGCUCUGGUGUUUCAGGCUGCAUGGAAGGGAAAGAUGCUGAGAAGACAGAUUGCCCGGCAGCACCGGUGCGCUGCCCUCAUACAGUCAUAUUACAGGAUGCACGUUCAACGCAGGAAGUGGAGCAAUGUGAAAACUGCUGCUCUUCAGAUUCAGGUGUGCUAUAGGGCUUACAAAGUUGGAAAAGAGCAGCGCCAUUUAUACUUGAAAACAAAAGCAGCUAUAGUAAUUUUACAGUCAGCUUACCGCGGUAUGAAAGUGAGAAAGCAGGUAGCUGAAUGCCACAAAGCAGCAGUCACUAUACAGUCUAAAUUUAGAGCUUACAGAACACAAAAGAAGUACAUGACCUAUAGAACUUCAGCUAUUAUAAUUCAGAGAUGGUAUCUGAAUAGUAAAAUUACAACCCAGCAGCGUCAGGAAUACCUUAACUUAAAGAGAACAGCAGUUAGAGUCCAGGCUGCUUAUAGAGGUCUUAGAGUAAGGAGACACAUUGAGCACAUGCACAUGGCGGCCACACUUAUUCAAGCCACGUUUAAGAUGCAUCAGUCGAGAGUAAGAUACCACAAGAUGAGAACUGCAGCUGCUGUGAUUCAGGUGAGAUACAGAGCAUAUUCUCUAGGUAAAAUUCAGCAUGAAGAGUACCUGAGGACUUUGAUGGCUAUUAAAACCCUUCAAGCUGGUGUCAGAGGAGCAAGAGUUAGACAGACUCUAAGAAAGAUGCAUUUCGCAGCAACACUCAUUCAGUCAUAUUUUAGGAGACACAGGCAGCAAACAUAUUUUCAUCGGUUGAGGAAGGCGGCAGUCUUCGUGCAGCAGAGAUACCGAGCAGUGAAAGAAGGAAGCGUUGAGUUUCAGAGAUACGGCAGACUGAGGCGUUCUGUAAUCCUUGUCCAGGCUGCCUUUAGGGGACUGAAAACUAGGAGACACCUAAAAGCUAUGCAUUUAGCUGCUACUCUCAUUCAGAGGAGAUUCAGGACUUUCCUGAUGAGAAGGAAGUUCCUCACUCUCAGGAAAACUGCAAUUUGGAUUCAGAGACAGUACCGUGCAAGGCUUCACGCCAAGUAUUCCCGACAACAAUUCCUGUUGGAAAAGGCAGUUGUAAAGAUCCAGUCAUCAUACAAAGGAUGGGUGGUAAGGAAAAGGGUGCAAAAGAUGCGCAGGGCUGCUACUGUGAUUCAGGCCACGUUCCGAAUGCACAGAGCCUGUAUGAGGUACCAGCAUUUGAGGUGGGCCUCAGUUGUGAUCCAAAGGCAAUACCGAGCACACAGAGCUGCAGAACUGCAGAGACAGCUUUUCCUCAGGCAGAGGCGUGCUGCUCUGAUCCUUCAGGCUGCCCUUAGGGGGAUGCAAACCAGAAGCCAUCUGAGGACUCUGCAUUCUUCUGCAACCCUUAUUCAGAGUAAAUUUAGAGUUUUAAUAGUAAGGAGACGAUUCAUCGCUCUCAGAAAAGCUGCUAUAUUUGUGCAGAGGAAAUUCCGAGCCACCCUUUAUGCCAAGCAUAAAUUGCAUCAAUUCUUGCAGUUACGAAAGGCAGCCAUUACAAUACAGUCCUCUUAUCGAAGGCUGAUGGUACAAAAGAAGUUACAAGAAACGCACAGGGCUGCAGCUCUCAUCCAGGCUACUUUCAGAAUGCACAGAACUUACGUUAGAUUUCACAUUUGGAAACGUGCCUCGAUUAGAAUUCAGCGGCAUUAUCGAACAUACAGAACUAUAAAACUGCAAAAAGAAAAACUCAUCAGAGAAGAAAAACACAGUGCUGCUGUCAUAAUACAAAGCACAUACAGGAUGCAUAGGCAGCGUUGUUCCUACCAGCAGCUUCGGUGGGCAGCAAAAGUAAUACAAAAAAAAUAUAGAGCAAAUAAGAGACAGCAAGAUCUGCCCAGUGCAUGUCAGGAAGAAACACCUCUUAUUCAGAUGCAUUUUCAGGGUUUAAGCACCGCAAGCCAAUAUCAGCAGCAGCAGGAGGCCGCAGCGACUAUACAGAAGCACUUCAGAGCCUCUGCAGCACGGAGGCUCAUGGAGUCUGAGAGAGGCUUCCAGGCUGUAUGGAGAAAAUGUAAAGCUAAGGAAUACUUAUCCAAAGUGGAAGCUGCCUGCAGGAUUCAAGCUUGGUAUAGGUGUUGGAGAGUGCGCAAGAGAUAUCUAAUUUUAUUGAAAGCUGUUAAAAUUAUUCAAGGUUACUUCUAUGCGAAGCUGGAGAGAACGAGGUUCUUGAAGAUGAGGGCAGCAGCUGUUGUAAUUCAAAGGAAAUGGAGAGCUGCACUCUCUGCAAGAGGAGCUUGUGAGAAUUUAAAACGGCAGCGAGCGGCCCGUGUGAUCCAAGCCCACUUUCGAGGUUAUCAGGGAAGGCAGUCCUUCCUACAGCACAGAGCUGCUGUUUUAAUCAUCCAGAGACAUGUACGAGCCUUGGUGGCUGGGAAGCGGGAAAGGAUAAAGUAUAUCAAAUUGAAAAAGUCUACGGUUGUUUUACAAGCAUUGGUGCGAGGCUGGUUAGUAAGGAAAAGGGUUUCAGAACAGAAAGCCAAAACUCGGCUUCUCCACUUUACAGCGGCUGCCUACUGUCACAGGUGUGCUCUGAGAAUCCAGCGAGCUUAUAGACUCCACGUGGCUCUGAGGAAUGCUAAGAAGCAUCUUAAUUCAGUCAUCUUCAUUCAGAGAUGGUUUCGAAGAAAAUUACAACACAAGAGGUUCAUUGAACAGUAUCAUAAGAUCCUAAAUGCUGAGCGUGAAGCUCUGACAUGUUUGCGCCAGCAGGAAAGGGCUGCAUCCGUGAUUCAGAAGGCAGUACGGCACUUUCUCCUUCGUAGAAGACAAGAAAAGGUCAAUAGCAGCGCCACUAGAAUUCAGGCAUUAUGGAGAGGCUAUUCUUGGAGGAAGAAAAAUGAUUGCGCAGAAAUUAAAGCUAUCCGACUCAGGCUUAGAGCUGUGAGCAGGAAUGUGGAGGAGGAGAACAAGCUGUACAGAAGAACUUUGCACGCGCUUCAUCACCUGCUCUCGGGCAAAUUCUUGUCGACCAUUCUGGAUGCGUUGCAGCACCUGGAGGUCGUUACCAGAUUGUCCCCACUUUGCUGUGAGAACAUGGCGGAAAGCGGAGCGGUUUCCGCCAUCUUUGCUGUGAUCCGAAGCUGUAAUCGGAGUGUUCCUUGUAUGGAUGUCGUUGGCUGUGCUGUUCAAGUAUUGCUGAAUGUGGCAAAGUAUGAUAAGACGAUCUCGGCCAUUUACAAUGCUGAGAACUGCGUGGAGACACUGCUGGAGCUUUUGCAGAUGUACCAAGAGAAGCCUGGAAACCGAGUCGCAGAGAAGUGUGCCAGCAUUUUCACAAGAACGUGCUGUUUGUUAGCUGUGCUUUUGAAGACAGAGCAGUGUGCUUUUGAUUCACAAAUUAGAUCUAAAGUCAUUCAUCGUAUGUAUCGUCUCUACAAAUUUACAGUUCCUAAGCAUAAAGUAAAUACACAAGUAUUAUUUGAUAAGCAGGAGCAGAAUUCCUGUAUAAGCUUUCCUUGUAUAUCAGAAAGAUCUAUGAAGACCAAGAUAGUUUCAAGACUUAAGCCACAGUGGGUUUUGAGGCGUGAUAAUAUGGAAGAAAUUACAAAUUCCCUGCAAGCUGUUCACCUGGUAAUGGAUACCCUUGGAAUUCCUUAUUCGUAAAAGGAAACAUUUUCAGUGUGGGACAAAAAAAAAAAACAAAUUAUGCCAAUCAUGGAUACCUGGAGCAGUUUUUAUUGUCAGUGUAAACUGUUUAGACAUGACUUUGUAUAAAAAGAAAAAUGUAUAUUAAUAAAAUAAAAAUGUAUAUUAAUAUUGCAAGUUACUAAAUUGCUUAAUGAAUUCGUUUUUACUAUUUUUUUAACUUUUAAGAUUAUAAUUUAAAUGUUUUUCCCUUCCAUUUUUUCCCUCUAAACCCUGCCAUAUACCACUACCUGCUCUUUUUCAAAUUCAUUGCCUCUCUUCACUAAUUAUUAUGCAGGGGUUAUGUAUAUGUAUAUGUAUGUAUGUAUUCCUAAAUACAGUGUAAUAAACCCCUAUAAUGUCACUUAUAUGUAUGUUUUCAGAGCUGAUGUUUGGGACUGGUUCGAUGUAUGUGAAAACUUAGUUUGCUAUGACUUACAAUAUUUGUGUCUAUCAACUUAAAAAGUAUUAUUUUUUAAUGUAAUCCUAUCUCUAAAGGAAAAGUAAUAUCUUUGAUUUAUACAUAAGUUGAAGCACAUUUUAAAGCAAAAUAUUGGACUGAAGAUAAGUCUUCGAUCUUAUGUGAGAGAAUAAUAUGAAGUAACCCCAGGAUGUUUAUGUCUUAGGUUUUCUGUUUGUCUUGGUUGGUGUUCUAUUGCUGUGAAGAGACAACCGGAGCAUGGCAACUCUUAUUUAAUUGGGGCUUCCUUUCAGUGUCAGAGGUAAAUCCAUUAUCUUCAUACAGGCAAGCAUGGUGGCAUGUAGGUGAUGAGCUGGACAAGUAGCAGAGAGCUCUGAUUCCUGAUAGGCAGGCCAAGAGACCCUGGGCUUGGCAGGGGCUAUUGAAAUGAUAACGCCCACUCCCAACAAGGCCACACCUCUAAUCCUUUCAAAUAGUACCACGCCCUGGUGAAACAGUCAACUCUGAGCCAAACUUAUUCAAACUACCACACUGUUGCUGAAAUAAAAACACCCCACAAAGGGAACUUAAACAAGUGGGUUGUUUGGGCUUAGAGCUCAGGAAUCUAACUGCUCCUGUUGUACCCACUGCCAGGGAGCACAGUUCAAUGAUGAAUCCUUAUGCUCAGCUCACUCUCUCCUUUGUACAUAGCCAAAGAUCCCAGUCUGGGGAAUGGUGCUACCUGCAGUGGGCAGGUCUUCUCAUCUAGGUUGUUGCUGUAAUCAAGGCAAUACCUAAUAGGAAUGCCCAGCUUCACAUUUCCCAGAUUAUUCUAGAUCUCAUCAAGUUGUUGCUUGAGAUUGACCAUUACAACCUCAAGGCACUUUGCUUUGGUUUUCAUCUUUGAUUGGCAAAGCAUUUUGUAAGGGUCCAUGAUUCUCCAAAGAAUGAUACUCUGAACUCAAAUAGCUUGUAAACUCAAAAGAGUGUUUUAUUCUGCAGAAGUCCAACAUACUGGGGUCUCUCAUUACCCAGAUGGAGAGACAACUUAGUGAGCUCAGAGGCCAGAUUUAAAGCUUCUGGGGUGUCCAACAACAUGCAUUAAUCUGUCUGCCUUGUAUAUGUACCCCAGAUAGGUGACCUCAAAUUGACAAAGCUGGGUCUUCUUAGAAGACAGUCAGUAGCCAAGUUGACCCAGCUCCUGUAACAAGUCUUGUGUGGCCUCCUGGCAUUUCUCCAAAUCAGGUGCCCCUGAAAUGUACAGGAUCACCGUUUUGGGGGAGAGUGGGCCUACUCAGUACUCACUCAAGUCCUCAUGCAUUGCCUUCUCAAAGAUGGUGGGUGAGUUCUUGAAUCCUUGAGGCAGGAGUUUCCAAGUCACUUGUCCCUUGAAGCCUCUCUCAAAGUCUUGCUAUUCAAAGGCAAAUAGAAGCUGGCUUUUAGGUGCCAGAGGUAGGCUCCAAAGCCAUUCAGUGGCUGAAGCUUCCAGCAGAUGGCAGGAGCAGCUUGGUUAACAAAAGCCAUGUUCACAGGUUCUCUCUGGUCUGGGUCAAAAGGAGUGUAGGUCCUAUAGGCUUCUAAGUCUUUCUAGAUAUUCCCUGGGGUUCUCAUUCUUUCCCUUCAUCACCUGGCUCACCUUAGAUAAAUUUGUAGGCCAUCUGGUGGCCUCUCAAAGGCAUCCCCAACAGAAUCUGGCUGUAGACCCAGAGCCUCUCCUUACCUUCUACAGUGUUAAAAUCCCAGUCAGGUGGAGUCAAGGGAAAGGCUGCAUCGAUAUUAGCCUGAACUUGAGUGGUCAGCCCAUUUACUCCCAGAACUAAAUUCUGGGUGGCUCCCACAAUCCUCUCUCUCCUCUGUCUUGAAGAAGAUCUGGAGCAGUUGUUAACAGUUGUCCCAGGUGGGCUGGUGAGUCAGCAUGAUUGAAUCUAGAAGACCUGUGAAAGCUGAUGGUCUUUCUAAAAAUGGGGAGUUCUGCAACGUCCAGUUGUAAGGAUUAUUACUGGCACAUGACACAUAUGUCAUGAACUGUCUCCCCUAAGCGUCUGGGCGGCACCCAUAGCCUGGAUGGGUAAGGCAGUAGUAGAGUCAGCCCUCUGGGAAGUAUAGACCAGAGUAUGAGGUGGACUCCAAGUAGAGUCAGGAGAGUCAGGGGCUGUUCCUCCCUCUCUGCCUGUGCUGGCUGGGCAGGGGCAGAUGCCGGAAGAAAAACAUAAGGAGAGGGACAUAGAUCCUCCUCGGGAGCAGAAAAGGGAACAGGGCAGGGGGCUGUGGCUGACCCCCCUUUAGAUGAAGGUGGGGAGCAUCGAAGCCCAGAGCUCUUGGUUCAGUGGCUCUCAUAAACUAAACCUUCACCCUGUAAAUAAUGAGAAGAAACAAUGUCCCCUCCUCAGGCCAUCCUACUUUAUAGGUGGGCCAUUCAUUCUUGCAAAAGAUGGGUAGUUUUUGGGGUCAAACAACCAGACCUGAGUCUUCUGCAACUUGUGAAAGUCCUUAAAAUGGUUCAGGCCAAGCCCAGUGGGGUGCUUUGUGCUUAUCCCAUCCUAGGAAUCAAAGAAAAAUAUGUACAAGAGGGCAAAAAGCACAAACAGAAUACACACAGACAGACACAGGACUUUCCUCAGAAAACAAGACUAAAACCAAAAAGGCUUUCUCAGACAGUGGCCCACAGACCCACAGACCAUUCAGAAUCCAGAAGAGAAUUAGCAAGUUCUCUAGCUUCUGGUAGGGAGUCAGGAGCAUCCUUCCUUGUCCCUGACUGGGUGACAAUACUUGUCUGCUUUGUCCCUCUUGGUCUCCAGAUUAAACCCAAAACAGAAACACAGAUAUUGACAGGACAAAAGACAACUGGGCACCCAUACUUACCGAUGGGAAAAACACUCCACUGUUUGGGUCAGGAGAUCUCCAACAAAUUCCCAGGAUGAGCCCCCAAAUGUAAGGGUCCAUGAUUCUUAAAAGAAUGAUACCCUGGACUCAAACAGUAUGUAAAUGGAAAAGAGCAUUUCCAUUCUGCAGAAGCCCAGCAUGCUGGAGUCUCUCAUUAAGAUAGAGAGACAACCAAGUGAGGUCACUGGCCAGAUUUAAAGCACAUUAGGAGAUUGCAGGGUAGAUGACCUUUCUCUUACUCCAUCUCUAAGGAUAUUCUAUUACUGGGGUGUCAGGGCUGGAGACUUGCUGGGAAGGUCUGGGAAUUGUUGCUGAAGAAGUAGCUGAGGAAAUCUGUAAACUGCUGCUGAUCCAUUGUCCUUGCCUCAGGCCAGGUGGCAGGGCAGGUUCUGAGGGCAGGGCUUGCCUGGAACUUGCCAAGCUCUUGGAAACAGAGAUUUAGGCCUAGUCUCUUGAACUGCCAAUUUGAAGCCUGUCAUGGAGUCAGCCUAGCCUUCUCAAUUCAAUUAAACGAGCAAGAUUUUUCUAGAGAUACUUCUGAAGAGGUAGGCUUAGGAACUUUGGAAGAUUUCACCAGACCCCCUCCCCUCGUGGAAGAGAAAGGUCAUAGAGCUCAUAGGCACCCCUCCCCUCCUGAAGGGUGAGUCUAAUUACAUUCCUCAGGCCUCAGACCUACCAUUGUCCCCCCCCCCUCCAACCCCCACAGACAAGGAAAGCCCUUGCUACCUCAUUCCCUAAAGACCAAUCAGUUUAAAAAUCACACAGUUCUGCCAAAAUUACAUUGUGCCUAGUGGCUGUUGCUCUAUUCUACCCCUGAAAGCUGUAUAAAAACUGAUCGAACAGGCUGCCUGAGGUUGCCACCUCAUUUUCAGGUACAGGAUGACCCCAACCUACUGGAACAAUAAAUUCCUCUUGCUUUUGCAUUCAUCCCCAGUUGUUAUCUCCCGCAGCCUCAGCUCUGCUGGGGAGCACUGACAACCUGUACCUAGAGGCAGCCACCUACGGGGCUAAACAAUAGCCCGCUACACUGCCUUUGAAGACAGCAACCUGGAAGUGACACUGAGCUGUGAAAAGGCCUACCUGCUUGGAGACUUUAGUUUGCCAGAGACUCUGGCAUCUGAUUUCUGCUAAAGUGUUUAUGUUAUGCUUAUAUCUUGUGCCUGGAGAUUUCAGUUUCAGUUUUUACCUGCCCCUAUAAAUGUUCUAAAAAUCCCUAAGUAAAUGGAAACCUUGAUAAAGC